GUAAUUUCAGAAUCAGAAUAUGAAAUGUGGUCGGCACAGUGGACUGCGGCUGAUAAUGCCUACACAAACACGGAAGAGUUGAAGUACAAACUGAUGGAGGAUAUUGAAGUCAACUUGGAGCUUCUCGAAGAUAGUCUACAAGAUGGCGUUCCAGACACAAUUGCAGCUCUUCGAGAAGCUGGUAUGAAGGUCUGGGUGCUCACUGGAGAUAAAGAGGAAACCGCCACAAGCAUUGCUUAUGGCGCGAAGUUAAUCACGGAAGAACAACGUGUUUUUGCUCUUUCAGCGCCUAAUGCGAUAUGCCUCAAGAAGGUGCCGCCUUGA
This is a messenger RNA of Rodentolepis nana, 324 nucleotides long. The record is from the annotation of a GenBank genome assembly. NCBI's taxonomy places the organism in Eukaryota, Metazoa, Platyhelminthes, Cestoda, Cyclophyllidea, Hymenolepididae.